Messenger RNA from Funneliformis geosporum, 303 nucleotides. Lineage: Eukaryota; Fungi; Glomeromycota; Glomeromycetes; Glomerales; Glomeraceae. The record is from the annotation of a GenBank genome assembly.
AUGAAAACUAAUCCAUAUAAUCCAUAUGCAUCAACGGGGCCUGUAUUUCCACUUGAAGUUUCUUCCUCCUUAAAUGAUGCAGUUAACAAACAUUUGUUAUUAGUUUUGUUAUACGGAAAAAGCCAUAUUUGUUAUUUUCGCGAAGUUCAAGGAAUAAAAUUGAUGAUUAAUAGUAAAACUUGUUUACUUGAACAAGAAAAUGAUCCAACACAACUUCGUUCACACUCUCCCGGAAAGCUUGUGAGAUUUUUGGUGGAGUCUGACGAUCAUGUAAAAAGAAGUGACGCUUACGCUGAAAUUUAA